Molecule: messenger RNA, 639 nt
Organism: Racocetra persica
Lineage: Eukaryota; Fungi; Glomeromycota; Glomeromycetes; Diversisporales; Gigasporaceae
Source: the annotation of a GenBank genome assembly
CAUCUGUUCAAGAUAAAUUACGAAAUGACGACAAACAAGAUAAUCAACAUCAAAAAUCAAAGAAAUCCGUUUGUUCCUCUUCCUCAAUAGAUAGUUGGAAAUUAUUUGACCAUGCCAUGUUAUUAACUUCUCAAGCAACUAUCUUAACUGCAAAUUUUCUCACCCACCAUUUAUCCGGUCCCCGUAAACCUUCUUGGCCAAUACAACUUACGUUAAUUUGUGCCGCCAUGAGAGCCCUAACCGAGCAUACCCACUUGGCUGACGUGGAUAAAAUAAGAAUGUUUAUUAGCAUUCCUUUUAUCUUUUCCCCUUCAGAUAUCGUUGUUACACCUGUAUCAUUUAGAGUUUUGAAUAGAGGAUUACCUGGUAUAUUAAAGGAUUUAGAAGAUUGUGAAACAGGAAAUCGAGAGAUUAGUGCUGAAUGGGUUGUACCCAAAGGAUUAUGGAGAAAAAUUAACGAUGAUUAUCAUUUAUCAGCUGCUCAUUAUAAGCAUAUAUAUGUUGAUCAAGAUGGUAUUAAAUGGUCAAACGAAAAAGUAAUUUUAUAUCUACACGGUGGUGCUUACUAUCUUAUGUCAGCUAAAACGCAUAGAGAAUUAAACUAUCGUCUAUCGAAAGUAACUGGAAGGAGAGUUUUUG